Molecule: messenger RNA, 2664 nt
Organism: Schistocerca nitens (vagrant locust)
Lineage: Eukaryota; Metazoa; Arthropoda; Insecta; Orthoptera; Acrididae
Product: spidroin-1-like
Exons: 3
Coding region: 1-2664 (887 amino acids)
Source: RefSeq, a predicted model, not a curated record
AUGAGAAGAAGGCAAGGAGAAGAAGGCAAGGAGAAGAAGGCAAGGAGAAGAAGGCAAGGAGAAGAAGGCAAGGAGAAGAAGGCAAGGAGAAGAAGGCAAGGAGAAGAAGGCAAGGAGAAGAAGGCAAGGAGAAGAAGGCAAGGAGAAGAAGGCAACGAGAAGAAGGCAACGAGAAGAAGGCAACGAGAAGAAGGCAACGAGAAGAAGGCAAGGAGAAGAAGGCAAGGAGAAGAAGGCAAGGAGAAGAAGGCAAGGAGAAGAAGGCAAGGAGAAGAAGGCAAGGAGAAGAAGGCAAGGAGAAGAAGGCAAGGAGAAGAAGGCAAUGAGAAGAGGGGGCGAGGAGAGGGGGCGAGGAGAGGGGGCGAGGAGAGGGGGCGAGGAGAGGGGGCGAGGAGAGGGGGCGAGGAGAGGGGGCGAGGAGAGGGGGCGAGGAGAGGGGGCGAGGAGAGGGGGCGAGGAGAGGGGGCGAGGAGAGGGGGCGAGGAGAGGGGGCGAGGAGAGGGGGCGAGGAGAGGGGGCGAGGAGAGGGGGCGAGGAGAGGGGGCGAGGAGAGGGGGCGAGGAGAGGGGGCGAGGAGAGGGGGCGAGGAGAGGGGGCGAGGAGAGGGGGCGAGGAGAGGGGGCGAGGAGAGGGGGCGAGGAGAGGGGGCGAGGAGAGGGGGCGAGGAGAGGGGGCGAGGAGAGGGGGCGAGGAGAGGGGGCGAGGAGAGGGGGCGAGGAGAGGGGGCGAGGAGAGGGGGCGAGGAGAGGGGGCGAGGAGAGGGGGCGAGGAGAGGGGGCGAGGAGAGGGGGCGAGGAGAGGGGGCGAGGAGAGGGGGCGAGGAGAGGGGGCGAGGAGAGGGGGCGAGGAGAGGGGGCGAGGAGAGGGGGCGAGGAGAGGGGGCGAGGAGAGGGGGCGAGGAGAGGGGGCGAGGAGAGGGGGCGAGGAGAGGGGGCGAGGAGAGGGGGCGAGGAGAGGGGGCGAGGAGAGGGGGCGAGGAGAGGGGGCGAGGAGAGGGGGCGAGGAGAGGGGGCGAGGAGAGGGGGCGAGGAGAGGGGGCGAGGAGAGGGGGCGAGGAGAGGGGGCGAGGAGAGGGGGCGAGGAGAGGGGGCGAGGAGAGGGGGCGAGGAGAGGGGGCGAGGAGAGGGGGCGAGGAGAGGGGGCGAGGAGAGGGGGCGAGGAGAGGGGGCGAGGAGAGGGGGCGAGGAGAGGGGGCGAGGAGAGGGGGCGAGGAGAGGGGGCGAGGAGAGGGGGCGAGGAGAGGGGGCGAGGAGAGGGGGCGAGGAGAGGGGGCGAGGAGAGGGGGCGAGGAGAGGGGGCGAGGAGAGGGGGCGAGGAGAGGGGGCGAGGAGAGGGGGCGAGGAGAGGGGGCGAGGAGAGGGGGCGAGGAGAGGGGGCGAGGAGAGGGGGCGAGGAGAGGGGGCGAGGAGAGGGGGCGAGGAGAGGGGGCGAGGAGAGGGGGCGAGGAGAGGGGGCGAGGAGAGGGGGCGAGGAGAGGGGGCGAGGAGAGGGGGCGAGGAGAGGGGGCGAGGAGAGGGGGCGAGGAGAGGGGGCGAGGAGAGGGGGCGAGGAGAGGGGGCGAGGAGAGGGGGCGAGGAGAGGGGGCGAGGAGAGGGGGCGAGGAGAGGGGGCGAGGAGAGGGGGCGAGGAGAGGGGGCGAGGAGAGGGGGCGAGGAGAGGGGGCGAGGAGAGGGGGCGAGGAGAGGGGGCGAGGAGAGGGGGCGAGGAGAGGGGGCGAGGAGAGGGGGCGAGGAGAGGGGGCGAGGAGAGGGGGCGAGGAGAGGGGGCGAGGAGAGGGGGCGAGGAGAGGGGGCGAGGAGAGGGGGCGAGGAGAGGGGCGAGGAGAGGGGGCGAGGAGAGGGGCGAGGAGAGGGGCGAGGAGAGGGGGCGAGGAGAGGGGCGAGGAGAGGGGCGAGGAGAGGGGCGAGGAGAGGGGCGAGGAGAGGGGCGAGGAGAGGGGGCGAGGAGAGGGGGCGAGGAGAGGGGGCGAGGAGAGGGGGCGAGGAGAGGGGCGAGGAGAGGGGCGAGGAGAGGGGCGAGGAGAGGGGCGAGGAGAGGGGCGAGGAGAGGGGCGAGGAGAGGGGGCGAGGAGAGGGGGCGAGGAGAGGGGGCGAGGAGAGGGGGCGAGGAGAGGGGGCGAGGAGAGGGGGCGAGGAGAGGGGGCGAGGAGAGGGGGCGAGGAGAGGGGGCGAGGAGAGGGGGCGAGGAGAGGGGGCGAGGAGAGGGGGCGAGGAGAGGGGGCGAGGAGAGGGGGCGAGGAGAGGGGGCGAGGAGAGGGGGCGAGGAGAGGGGGCGAGGAGAGGGGGCGAGGAGAGGGGGCGAGGAGAGGGGGCGAGGAGAGGGGGCGAGGAGAGGGGGCGAGGAGAGGGGGCGAGGAGAGGGGGCGAGGAGAGGGGGCGAGGAGAGGGGGCGAGGAGAGGGGGCGAGGAGAGGGGGCGAGGAGAGGGGGCGAGGAGAGGGGGCGAGGAGAGGGGGCGAGGAGAGGGGGCGAGGAGAGGGGGCGAGGAGAGGGGGCGAGGAGAGGGGGCGAGGAGAGGGGGCGAGGAGAGGGGGCGAGGAGAGGGGGCGAGGAGAGGGGGCGAGGAGAGGGGGCGAGGAGAGGGGGCGAGGAGAGGGGCAGGUAACACGGACGACGACGACGACGACGACGACGACAAAGUGCAAAACAACACAGAUGACCCUUAG